Molecule: messenger RNA, 777 nt
Organism: Lactuca saligna
Lineage: Eukaryota; Viridiplantae; Streptophyta; Magnoliopsida; Asterales; Asteraceae
Source: the annotation of a GenBank genome assembly
CAGACCCCAUAGACUAUCAAGCAAAGAGUCGAGACUGCUAAAGCCUAAAACCCUUGUUGUCUUGUUGGGGGCGUUGGUUGAAUGGGUUCUGAUUCAAGGGCCAUUGAGAUUGAAGUCCCUGUGUUCGUCGACACCAGCUUAGGCACCCGCAUUGCCAUAUCUGUCUCUCCUCAUCUUACAGCCGCGGAAUUUAAGAGAAAAUUUGAGAGCAUACAUUCAGAUUGCUACCCUGGAAUAGGAAAUAUUAAAGUCAAUGGAUUGAUGAUCAAGAAGAAGUCAUACUUUUAUCACUUGCCUGAAUCAAUGCCCUUAAAGCAUGCGUUCCAAGGUUCCAAAGGAACAUGGUUUUUAUACACAGAAGCAUACCCUUUAAACAAGAAAAUCCCAUCAACCCCACAAGCACAAGUAGUUGUUCAUAACGGUUUAUCAAGAAUAAAGAAAAGGGAAAAUGAACAUAAACAAGGAUCGGAUGCUUAUUCAUUUGAAUCGGUAUCAGUUUCAGUUUCGGGUAUUAUCAAGAAGUACUUUUCUGUUUAUGAUGAAGUGACUUCAGUCAACCCAAGGCCACAAGUGCCAAAGUAUGCACCAGAGACUCCUCCAACAGUGACAAGUGUUAGAAGCUUAAAGGAUCUGAGGAAAUGUAGUGGUGUUGGAAAUGGAGUGAUUCUAGCUGCAAAUAAUCUUGGGGCAUCAAGCAACAAAAAACGAGUGAUUUCUCUUUGCAAAGAUAAAUGUGAUAAGUCAUCUUCUCAUAAAUCGGGAUUAAUCAGCGAUUAA